UGUAUAAAGCGCGGAAUUGGAGAAGGGUGGCAAACAUGGUGGGGCAUGUGAUAGAGAGUGGGCAGGUCAUGGGGUUUCCUCAACUCCCUCUCUAAAAUAGGGAUUUUGUGGGCUGUUAAGGUGUGAUAUCCUCAACAAGAAAAUGGAGACCCAACUUUUGUCUUCGGGGACGCGCCACGAGAGAUUGCCGGAAAAGUAUGAAAGGCCGGAGUCGGACAGGCCGAGGUUGUCGGAAGUGUGCUGUUUGGAGAACGUCCCAAUCAUCGACUUGGGAUGCGAGGACAGAGGCUGGAUGGUGGAACAAGUGGGGGAGGCCUGCAAGUGUUACGGGUUUUUCCAGGUGAGGAACCAUGGAGUGAGUAAGGAAUUGGUGGAGAGAACGAUAGGGGUUGGGAAUGCCUUCUUUGGGCUGCCGCUGGAGGAGAAGCUCAAACUUUACUCCGACGACCCUUCCAAGACGGUCAGGCUGUCCACAAGUUUCAACGUCCGGAAGGAGGAAUUUCACAACUGGAGGGAUUAUCUCAGACUCCAUUGCUAUCCUCUCUCCAAAUACCUGCCCCAUUGGCCCACUAACCCUCCUCUCUUCAGGGAAGUUGUGAGUGAGUAUUGCGUGCAAGUACGGGAACUUGGGUAUACAAUUCAGGAGCUCAUAUCGGAGAGCUUGGGCCUUCACAAGGACUACAUUAGGGAGGUGCUGGGGGAACAGGGGCAGCACAUGGCUGUCAAUUAUUACCCGCCCUGUCCCCAGCCAGAGCUCACCUACGGACUCCCUGCCCAUACCGAUCCCAACGCUCUCACGAUCCUCCUUCAAGACCAGCACGUCGCAGGCCUCCAAGUCCUCAAAGACGGUAAGUGGCUCGCUGUCAGCCCCGAGCCCGAUGCCUUUGUCGUCAACAUUGGCGACCAGUUGCAGGCAUUGAGCAAUGGGGUUUACAAGAGCGUCUGGCACCGUGCGGUUGUGAAUGUGGACAAGCCCAGGCUGUCCGUUGCUUCUUUCCUCUGCCCAUGCGACGACGCCCUCAUUAGCCCUGCACCGCCCCUCACCCGACAUGGGCCUCCCGCCAUUUACCGAGGCUUCACCUACGCAGAGUACUACAGUAAGUUUUGGAGCAGAAACUUGGAUGAACGACAUUGCUUGGAACUCUUUAAAAACCACUCCCCUCCUUAACGACUUCCUCUCUCUGGUUUUUUUACAAAUUUUAAUUACGUCCCUAAAUUUUUUAUUUUGAUUUUAAUAAACCCUUACCACCCUUGCUUCCACAUGUUACACUAAUUUGAUCAACAAAGGAUGAUUUGACACCCUCUCACAUAAUAAUAAUAAGAAGAAUAAGAAAAAAUAGUAAGGUAGAGCCAAUUUUUAAAACAAAGGCGGGUGUGCCCGAGCUUUUUUGUGAGACUAAGAAUAAUGGAUUUUGAAGAAAUUUAAACUUUUUUGUGGCCUUAUGCGUGUCAAAUCAUCCUUAUCGAUCUAAUUAGCUUGUCACAUUAAUAUUAAUAUUUGAAUAAAUAGGGUGCUAAUGGGUUGUUUGCAAAAUCAAAAUUAAAAGUUUAGAGGCGUAGUUAAAAUAUCAUAAAAGAUAGAGAGCAAGUGGGGGAAGAAAUAAAGCAUUAUAUUUAUGUAUCUUAGAAUAUUUCGAGUUUACAUGGCAACUAGAAAUCCCCUGUUU
Molecule: messenger RNA, 1667 nt
Organism: Cucurbita moschata (crookneck pumpkin)
Lineage: Eukaryota; Viridiplantae; Streptophyta; Magnoliopsida; Cucurbitales; Cucurbitaceae
Product: protein DOWNY MILDEW RESISTANCE 6
Exons: 4
Coding region: 143-1168 (341 amino acids)
Source: RefSeq, a predicted model, not a curated record